AUGAUAGUUCUAUUAGUUCUUGUAUUUGUGUUCGGUAACUGUGACGGUAAUGAUAGGUUCGGGAUAAAACAACAUGGAUUCCCCAAAUGGCGACUCGGGAACUUGAAGAGUGGUGAGGAAAAGACGAGAUUCUGGCCACAGAGGGAAAAUCGAUUCCUAUCAGUGUUCACGGUGGUGACGUUCCCGAACGGCGGCUGCGCGGGCGCCUCGGGCGACAACGGCACAUGUCUUGCGGCCCGGGAGUGCAGCGCCCGCGGGGGCUCCGCUAACGGCUACUGCGCCAAUGGCUUCGGGCUGUGCUGCAUUUUUAUGACGUCAUGUGGCAGCAGUACUUCAGAGAACGGGACCUACUUCGUGAAUAACGGAUAUCCUUCAUCCUACGAUGGCACGGGUUCUUGCGAGCUCACCGUGAUAAAAUCACAUCCGGAUGUAUGUCAAAUAAGGUUAGACUUCAAUCGCUUCACUAUAGCCGGGCCCGAGCCGGUCAACAAUGUGUGCAAUCAAGAUCAGUUUAUAGUAUCCGGUGGCAACCCCAUACCGGCUAUAUGCGGCGUCAACCAAGGCAGUCACAUGUACAUUGACGCGGGGGUCGGGUCCACUAAUCCUGUGAAACUGACCUUCGUGACCAGCGGGGCGGCUUUCGCCAGGAUGUGGAAGGUCAAGGUCACACAGAUCCCGUGCAGCACCAUCUAUAGAGCUGACGAAGGUUGCCUGCAAUACUACACGGGCGUCUCCGGGCAGCUGAAAUCCUUUAACUACGACCCGGCGACAGGCUUGCAGCUCAGCAACCAGGACUACGGCAUCUGCGUCAGGAUGGAGAGGAACUUCUGUGGGAUCCAGUACUCCGCGUGUCCUGACACGGUGAACAACCGUUCCCGCGCUUUCACCAUCUCCGGCAACAGUAAUGGACCAGUGAACGCCAUGGUCGGUUCCGGAGUUGGACCAAACGCGUGUGCCAAUGAUUGGCUACUGGUGCCGUGUGCGUCCAAUGUUGGGCGAGUACAGCCAGCUCAAGCGCUCUGUACGGACCGCAUAUGUGGGGGCACUUUCUCCGCCGAACUGUCCAUGCAGGCUUCCACCGUCAUGAGUACAGUGAAGCCGUUCCGACUCUGGUUUCACACGGACAACAUAGAAGCACCGUUAGAUAUCGCCAAUCGCGGCUUCUGUCUCAAUUACAUACAGCAGCCCUGCACCAAUAAUGUUAUAUAA
This is a messenger RNA of Cydia amplana, 1209 nucleotides long. RefSeq lists its product as uncharacterized. Lineage: Eukaryota; Metazoa; Arthropoda; Insecta; Lepidoptera; Tortricidae. The transcript has 9 exons. The record is from RefSeq and is a predicted model, not a curated record. The coding region runs from base 1 to 1209 and encodes 402 amino acids.